Messenger RNA from Capronia coronata CBS 617.96, 603 nucleotides. RefSeq lists its product as uncharacterized. Lineage: Eukaryota; Fungi; Ascomycota; Eurotiomycetes; Chaetothyriales; Herpotrichiellaceae. The transcript has a single exon. The record is from RefSeq and is a predicted model, not a curated record. Bases 1 to 603 code for a protein of 200 amino acids.
AUGGUCAAUGAAGCAGGCAUGCUCGGCAAGAUUGGCUUCAACUCCCUCGGUGUCGGGGUCGUCUCCAACGCCAUUAGAGUCCAAGGAGUCGAUCCCAGCCGGAUCCCCGUCCACCUGGGUCUGCGGAUCGUCUUGGAAAGUGCGUCUGCCAAGGAGGCCAUCGCGGCCCUCGAAGCGAUGGGCAUGGCGGCGUCGGCACACAUGUUGAUCGGCGACGCCGACUUCGCGCAGGGCUGCGAAUUCACGUCCAAGACAUUCAUCAAGCUGCCAAUCGACUCGCGCGGACGGAUCAUGCACUCCAACCAUCUCCAUGCCGAGCACACAGGCCUUAACGAGGACUUCUGGCUCAAAGACUCGUUCUUCCGAGUCGAACAGAUGGAGACUUUGACCGACGCCAUCACCGGCGAGCCUUCAAGUUUGGACGUCUGUAACGUCUUCAAGGACGAAACAGAGUUCCCUUUUGCCAUCUGUCGGGCUCAAGAACAGGGCUCUAAUUGUGCGACGCUAUUUAGCAUUGUGAUGGAUCUCAAAUUGAAGGAAGCGGUCGUCAUUCAAGGCAGGCCCACUCACCCAGAUGCGACAUUUGUAUUGAGACUCGAUUAA